UCGUCUGCUUCACUGUCAAACCACAUUUCGCUGUAACAUGGCUACAUCUCUGAAAACUUUGAGCAAUCUGGCUCAAAACAAAAAUGUGCUGAACUUUAGUGCUAGAUAUGUGCAGAUUUUUGGCUAUGGGUUUCAAAGGAAUAGCCAUAUCCUCCGAAAAGAAAAUCCCGAAGAUAAAAUUGUUAUGGCCGACAAUGGAGCCACAAUUGUCUGCUGGCAUCCCGAACCUAAAUUUCCCUAUGAAUGCAGCCUUCCCCUACCAAUCAAAUCAAAUGAAUUAACCCAGAUCCUGAAGACACAAGCUAAAGAUAUAGAAGAAAUAUUUCAUUUUGAGAAACCACAGCAGCAAAGGGAAUACCUAAUGAAAACAACAGCUACAACUAAACAUCGUUGGUUCCCAAGACUUGCAAAGAAAUAUGCCAAGAAAACCAAGCCGGAUCGCGAGUUUUUGUAAUGCACCGUGAAAUGCGUGUAGUUCAGUAAAAAAGAAAAAAAACUAAAAUAAUAAUUAAAAAAAAAGGACAAACAACGACAAAUUCCAAACUU
Daphnia carinata is the source of this 546-nucleotide messenger RNA. RefSeq names its product large ribosomal subunit protein mL42-like (gene mRpL42). Gene Ontology annotation, cellular component: mitochondrial large ribosomal subunit. Lineage: Eukaryota; Metazoa; Arthropoda; Branchiopoda; Diplostraca; Daphniidae. The coding region runs from base 38 to 454 and encodes 138 amino acids. The record is from RefSeq and is a predicted model, not a curated record. The transcript has 2 exons.